Molecule: messenger RNA, 7875 nt
Organism: Symbiodinium natans
Lineage: Eukaryota; Dinophyceae; Suessiales; Symbiodiniaceae
Source: the annotation of a GenBank genome assembly
AUGGCUGAUUCUGAUGUUGGGACUGUAGUGGGCCUUCCUGAAGAUCCCAUGCAACGAGAGGUUAUGGUAGCCCAAGCGCAAGCUGCUGGGGCAGCUCCGAAUACCGAGCACCCGACGAUGAACGGAGUCGGUGCAACCCGGGCCAGGUCGGGAGUGACGAAUCUGCUGGCAGAAGAGAGUUCCACUUCGGCGACAGAGGAGACAGUUUCCUUUGCUGGACGAGAGGGAGCUCCGCCAACUGAAGGGGGUCCUGGUGGUACAGUGGUUCGAGAGACCGCAUCGCAGCAUAGUCAGGCGGGGCCCGAGAGGCUUGGAACGAACUAUGACUGUGGCGGAGCUGGACCCGCUGAACCGACCGCCAGGAGAGAGCAGGUCACCGCAACUGGCUACAGCACUCCAAGGUCUACAAGACUUCUGCAGAAUGGUGGGCAGCAUUGGGUGGCUGGAUUGGAAAUGCCGAGCUGGGUUACCCGGCUGGGAUCCUACCUGUCGCUGGGCCCGCAGAACGAGUUUUUUCCAAGUCCCCUUGGCGGAAGCCAGGGGUCCCAGAGGUCUUUGCCAGGAGGACCUACCUUUACUUUGCGACCCCCGAGCAGGCCACCUACUUCCCCGGAGACGCCAAGUUCCUCGAGCCUUCCUCAGGAGGCAAUUCAGGCUGAAGUUCAGCGGCAACUUGGACAGGUGUUGCAGAAACUUCAAGAGGCUGAGCGGAGGAAUGAGCGUUUGGAGCAAGAGCUGGCAGCUGAAAGGGGGCAAGCGAUGGCGAUGAAGGGGCUGUAUGGAAUUAGUCCCACAGAACCAAGUCGCCCUUCUGAUCAAGUCCCACUGAACCAAGUCGCCAACCGGAUCAAGUCCCACCAGGCCUUACAGGUGAUCUCCGGGGUGAGUGGAAUCCGAGGCCCUGUGGUGGAAAUGUUGGCAAAGGGAAUCAAGCAACUUCAGGAACUUCAAGCUCAAAAUCUGUCGAAGACAACCUCGACUACAGCAUCCCAGGAAGUGGUUAAGCCAGGGACAGUGGCACUGAGCCCACUACCCGAGUAUCGUGCCUCGGAUGGUGCAGGUUCCUCGGCGCUACAGCUGCAAGACUGGAUGGAAGUGGCCACGACGGUGUUAGCUGAUGUGAGUGAGAAUAGCGGCACUUGGUGGUCGGCAGUCAUGGAAUUGGUCAACGGGACCUAUGCCCGGUGGUUGGCAGCCACCCCUUUGGAGCGGUUGCAGAUCACGCCGGAAGGGGCCGAAGCUUUGUGCACAGGACGUUGGACCCGGGUCAAUGCCAGGACUGCUUCUAUGUUGUUGUCUGCAAUGGGUGAAGAGCUUCGUGGAGAGAUGAUAAGUCAAAGGAUUACCCAGAGCUCCCCGCGGAUGGUCUUCCGCCUCUUUGUGUUGUUCCAACCUGGAGGGAGUGCUGAAAGGACCUCGCUUCGCCUUGAUGCACAACCUUCACUGUCGCAGGUUCAGGACUACCAGAAACACUUGCAGGCUGAGUUGGAGACGAUACUGGCUUCAUCGGGUACCACCUCAACCGGCCUAGCGGCAACCUCCAGUCCUAAGGUCAGGGCCCUUGAUACGUCCGGAAGCCCCAAGAACAAGGAGAAGGAGAAGGGUGGAACCGAGAUGUGUCGCUACUUCAUUAAGCCUUCGGGAUGCCGCCGGGGAAGCAGAUGUACAUUCUCACACAACAUGGCCACCUUGGACAAGGAGACCCGUGCCCGGAAGUGCCUGCAAUGUGGGAGUGAAAGCCACCGCCAGAAGGACUGUCAGGUGAAUGUGAAGCCAGGUGCAAAGACCAAGCCUUCACCCACAUCCUCCACAUCAACUACGACAAGGUCGGCAGGAUCAGCGGGACAGGGUCAAGCAACCCCAACAGUGGCCGCCGUAGCGCCCACUGAGCCUAACGAGCCGGUGCAGGGAACGCCUUGGACAUUCGAGACCUUGAUGCAGGCGGCCCAGCAGGUGAUUCAAUCGCAAGGACAACCCGCCACUGGAGGACCAGAUGGUGGAAAGAGCCCGGAGAAGACUCCAAGCUCAAUGAAGGUCCUGGCGGUCAAGGAUAUCCGGGUAUGUUCCUUGCAGUCAUCGUCCUCGGCCUUAUUGGACUCGGGAGCCACUCAUUCGUUGAGAACCGCUGGAAGUUGGGAUGAGUGGCAGAAGGCAGAGGAGGUGGAGGUGCAGCUGGCAGGAAAUCAUGCUCUGAAGAUGAAGAUCACUACCCUUGAGGAGUGCAUCUUGGAGGACCCCAAUGGAGAGGUCAUUCACCUGAGUACCAACUCAGGAUGUCCCCAGCUGUGCGAGGCUGAAGCAUUGGCACUGAUCGCCCGCCUGGAAGAGCGAAAGCGAGAGCGCCUCGAGAAUGAGACCUUGGCUACAGAGGACAGAAUCGCGAAGGUGGCCUCCUACAUGGACCGGUCUUGGUUUGAGCACCUGCUGAACUACACAUCCACCAACAAUAAGGAGGCAGGACUUCGAGCUCUACGGGAUGUGCCAUUUCUGAGGGAAGUUCCGGGGGAAUGCAUAAAUGGGCUGAUACCUCCUGGAGAACCAAAGGGAGGAUGGGAGACCAUGAAGAAGGUGACUUACCUGACAAGGGCCCAGCGACGAACCUUGCUCACCGAUAAGAAGUGGAUAGUGCAUCUCUUCGCUGGGGAGGAGGGACACAUGGAGUUCUACAAGUUCCAUGAUGGCGACACGGUGGUCUUGGAGGUGGACAUCAGACAAAGUCGAGGACAUAACCUCCUGGGUGAUUCGCCAACAUGGGAGAUGCUUCUGUGGGGGGCCCGUAUGGGCAAGAUCGACAUGAUUUGUGGAGGACCACCGGGUCGUGAUGGGCUUGCGUUUUGUCCCAAGGAGCCGGACGCUACGACCCUCAAGCCUUUGUCUUUGAUCUCGAGAAUGCUCUGGCUGUAUGUGGUGGCGGCAACCGGAAGGAUGACUAUGGCUAAGGGGGCACUCCGUCAUAAGGAAGUUGGCUUCGUGAUUGAGCACCCCGGGCCUACUACUUCAUCGCCACCACAACCAAGGGACCAGCGCUCAUUCCUAUGGGAAACCAACAUGUGGAAGGAGUUUAAGGGCAAGACCGGCAUGUUUGAGGUCGCGUUUGAGCAAGGGGGAACCGGAGCAUCGUCGAGAAUGAGCACGGUGUUGGGAACCAACGUCCCCUACUUAAGAGGCUUGGAGGGCAUCAAGUCGGACGACAACCUGAAGGACCACCCAGAAGGUGCAGAUCGAAGCCGAUGGUCACCUGGGCUAGUGAGGGCAUUGACCAUUGCUUUCCAUAUGUGGUCACGGAGUCCAAGGGUGUAUGCCAUGAGUCCCGAAAGAUGGAAGGCCCAUGUAGAUGCAUCUCAUCUCCCGUACCAUAGGGACUGCUCGACAUGCGUCAUGGCAAGAGGGACUGGAAGGCGCCACGCUCGAGUCCAUCAUCCGGACAGCUAUGUCCUUACUUCAGACCUCUCGGGGCCGCUGAAGCCAGGACUAGAUGCAGCUGUUAAGGGAACGCCGGCUUGCAACAUCCGCUACCUGCUGGUUGCCAAGUACCUCUUUCCCAAGGAGUUCGUGCGUGCCUACACCAAAAGGGAACCACCGUCUGAGGAGGGUAUGGUCGAGCAAUCCCAACCUGAACCUGGAGAAGCAGGACUUCAACUUGAGGAAGAAGACGACCAGCUGCUCGCGGAUGAUGAGGCCGACUACGAACCUUCCAUCGAUGAUGAGGAUCACAAUGAAGAAGGUGGAGAGCAGUUGGUGGAUCUGAUUGAACCCUUAGACAACAAGGAUGGGGAAGCGAGCAAUGAGCGGGAGGAGGAAUUGGCAACUCAUGAUUCUGAAGGUGGAGGUCCUAAAGGGCAUGCAGCAAUGAGAGAGAUUGCCGUGAUGAUCGGGAUACCCAACAAUAAGACUGCUACGAUCAAGGGCGCUUUGCAGGACGUCAUCCUGUACCUGGGUGCCCAUGGCCUACCAGUCCUUCGAUUCCACUCCGACCGCGGUGAAUACUAUUCAGCAGCCUUCAAGUCCUGGUUGAGAGAGCAGGGAAUUCGAGGAACCUGGGCGGAACCCGGAAUUCCGCAAACCAAUGGUCAUGCCGAAGCCACCGUGAAGUGGAUUAAGAACAGGAUCCGAACUAUGUUGGUGGCUAGUGAACUACCUGUUCGUCUUUGGCCAGCAGCGGCUGAAACGGCAGCUGCCGAACAGCGACCUGCGGUGCUGGGUCGGAAAUCUUCACUCCUGGCUCCUUUCGGCACAACCGUACAUGUGAAAAAGAGACCGUACACCGCGCUUGGUCCGAGGAGGAGUGGAGAUACGUUCGAUCCUCGGUGGAUGAAGGGGAGAUAUGCUGGUUUGAGUGGAUUACUGGAUCGAGGCCACUUGGUCUAUCUUCCGGCAGAUGAGAACAAGGCUGAAGGUUUCUUCCACACUUUCCAUGUGAGGCCCAACCUGGUGGAUCCCGGCGGGCCAACUGCAACAUUGGAGGCAGAUGAGGUCGUGAAAUCGGCUACUCGUUUGUCCGAAAAAACCAAACUCGCCGAUGUGGUUCCUAGAGUUGCAGUACUGGAGAGGGUGAAGCCGGGAGCGAUCGAGGAGGAGGCUCAGCAGGUGUUGGAGAUCAAUGAGGAGGAUGAAGACAUGAAGUUUGUGGAAAGGUGGUUCAGGGACGGACCGUUACCCAACUUCAAGGCUGGAGCAUAUCGACAUGGAGGUGUGGUUGGGGUGAUGAAUACUACAUCACAAUAUCCUCAUCUAGUGCAAGUGCUCACCAGAAUCCUACAGCGCUCCAUGCCUGAGGCAACCUUCACAGCUGUACUGGUGUCCACCAACACUUUGAAGGAGUUUCAUCAGGAUGUUAAUAACGAUGCGACCACGAAGAACUUCCUGGUGCCAGUCGUGUGUCCGUCAAAAGGAGGAGGAGUAUGGGUUCAACUACAACCUGGAGACGUGGUUCAGGGAGAACUGAGUCAACGACCGAAUGCCAAGGGAGAACUGGUGUUUGGAAAUUUGCACCCGCUCGUAAAGGGGAAGUGCAUCUCUUUCUCCCCGAGGAGGUCCCAUGAGGUUAUGGAAUGGACUGGUGAUCGAGUUGUGAUCAUUGGAUAUACCCCCCACUGCCAUGGACAUAUGGACUACCCGAUGAUUAAGACGCUGGAGAGCCUAGGUUUUCAACCUCCUCUAUCACAACUACCAGAGUACUACAUCCCGACUCCCGAGAUUGCGAAGAUUGACCUCAAUCACCCCACUGAAGUCACAACCGAGAAGGAUGAUGAGCAGGUGGAACCAAUGGUGAACGCAAGUGAUUGGGAGAUGUUUCUGGAGGUUGAAGGUGGUGAAGCGAGCUUAGGAGGAGGUGGAGGCGAUCUGUUUGGAUCAACCGGCCCAACAAUCUGCAAGGCGGAGGUCGGCUACACACCCGACAUCGAGGAAUUGCUGGCUUCGUUGAAGGCACCGUUGGACGUGGUACAUAAUGUUGAUCCCCAAGAAGUUCUCCGUUCUCUGGAAAAAUGGCUGCCAGCAAUUCAAAAGGAAGUUAAAAGCGUGGAGCAUGCCAUCGAGAGAUUGAGGAGGGGGACAGCGGCACGUGCUGGUUGGCUGCAAAGGAAGGGGGUCCAACGACUUCCCACCAAGUUCGUCUACACGGUGAAGCCGAAUGACAAGGCCGACCUCAAUGACCCGUCGACCUGGUUCAAGCGAAAGGCUCGGCUGGUGGUUUGUGGCAAUAUGGCAGUCAAUAGCAAUCCCGACCUCUUCACUGAAUCAGCUCCGGCUGAAGCAGUCCGAGCGGCUCUGACCCUCACUUGCAAGAACCAGUGGUCGGUGGGAAUACUCGAUGUCGUCACAGCCUUCUUGAAGAGAUCCAUGGGAAGAUCCACAAGGGAUCCCGUCGUGGUAGUCCAGCCGCCCAAGCUGUUGGAACGCUUGAGGAUCAUCGAGGAGUUCGAGCUUUGGGGCCUAAUUAAGGAGAUCAUGGCAGUUAUCGUGAUCUAUGUGGACGAUUUCAUGAUCUGUGGUAGUCGGGAAACCAUCAUGAAGUUGGCCCAGGGGAUCCAAAGACUAUGGGAAACCACGGAAUUGCAGACGAUAUCGCCACAACAACCCGUUCGGUUCUUGGGAAUGGAGAUAUGUCUUCGGGGAGGAGGAGAAGAACCAAUGUCCUUUGGAAUCACCCAAGAAGCCUACAUCCGCGAGCUCCUAAGGACGAGGAAGGUUGCCGCCACCCAGUUGGAUCGUGUUCCGUUGAGCAAGGACUCAGCAUCUUUCUCCGUCUUGGACAACGACAUCCCACCCAAUGACUUUGAUGUCCACUUGGCCCAACAACUCACAGGAGAGCUGCUUUGGGUUUCUCAGCGGAGCCGCCCGGAGCUGUCAUUUGUGACCUCACUCAUGUCGGCAUUGACCACGAAGGCUCCAAGCCGAGUGAUCACAAUUGGUAUGAAGGCCCUGGGGUACUUGCAGCGAACGCAAGCCCGACAAUUGACCAUCGGCUACGACAGGUCUGGCUUAGCGCUAUUCUGUGAUGCGGCCUAUGCUCCGGAAUCUGGAAGGUCGCACUCGGGAUGGGCGGUGUUUUGGGCUGGCUCAGCAAUCGUAUGGAGAUCGGGAAGGCAAAGUGUGAUAUCGCUCUCCACGGCGGAGAGUGAACUUAUCUCCAUGUUGGACGGAGCGGUGGCAACCCUGGGAGUGGAAGCUUUGCUACAGGAUAUUGGGGUGGAGGUCUCAGCACGUACCAUCUACACCGACAGCACCUCUGCUUUGGCAAUUUCGUCUGGUAGUGGUGGAUGGCGUACUCGGCACCUCCGCAUAAAGGCUGGGUGGCUGCAAGAGCAGCUGGAUGCUGGCAUCAUCAUGGUGAAGCACUGUGCUGGAAGAAUUCAGCUAGCAGACCUAUUAACAAAGGCCCUUGCUGCCCAGAGGAUCAAUGACCUCCUCAGUCUUUGGGGAGUGACCGACGGCUCAUCGACAAGCAGAACAGAAACGUCAUCGAGUUCUGGUGGAGCGGCAAAGGUUCUGCUGGCCCUCGUGUGCUGCCUACUGAUAGUGGGAGCUAAGGCGGAAGAGGAGGCCCUUGGAGUUCAGAGUCGACUUUCUGUUGAUUGGGACUUGGUGGGGUGGCUACUUCUGUUUCUGGCGGUCGCAGGGGUUGUGGCAAUAUGGGAGGCGAUGAAGUGGGUGACCACUGAAGUAUGGGAUUGGACUCCAGGGUCAGGAACGAGGAAGUUGAGAAAGCUUCAAAGGUUGGAGGUAGCGACAAGAAGGGCGAUUGAGGCAGAGAUUCGAAGGCGAGCCAAGGAGGAGAGCGAUGAUGCGACCCCUUCGACCCGGCCAACUACUUCUUCGACCCGACCAGCUACUUCUUCGACCCAACCAGCUACUUCUUCGACCCAACCAGCUACUUCUUCGACCCGACCAGCUACUUCUUCGACCCAACCUACCACUCUGUCGACUCUCAAUGACAAGCUCCGGAUCCAAGCGCCAGCACCGAUGAAUCCGACUGGAAUGUCCACAACACCGAGACCUACACGUGAUUCGCAACAACCGAGCCAUCUACAGAGAUCUCCAGCUACCAGCACUACGAGCUAUGGCGACUGGAAUGAAGGUGAGUUUCCUUCAGAUCGCACAAGGGUGUGCGUUGACGUUAUCAUGCUCAUGGUGGUGGAGGAGAUCAAGACUGGACUUCGUGAAAAAAACUUUUUCGCUUACUGGCACGAAGGAAGUUUUGGCGGCGAGGUUGGCGACCCACAUCGAGGAGGGAGUGUUCCCAGCGAGGGAAUUGCCCACCACGAGACAGCUGAAGUAUGUCCUCUACAUCUGGCGAGAAAGGAACUUGGCUUUCAAGGUUCGUCUGAGAUGGGGCGAUAUCUGUACAAAGGGACGAGUUUCCAGAUGGAUUAG